This is a messenger RNA of Dermacentor albipictus, 4342 nucleotides long. RefSeq names its product degenerin-like protein unc-105. Gene Ontology annotation, molecular function: ligand-gated sodium channel activity. Gene Ontology annotation, biological process: sodium ion transmembrane transport. Gene Ontology annotation, cellular component: plasma membrane. NCBI's taxonomy places the organism in Eukaryota, Metazoa, Arthropoda, Arachnida, Ixodida, Ixodidae. The record is from RefSeq and is a predicted model, not a curated record.
CCAAACAACACUAGGUCGCGCUACGUUGACCAGAUGACCACUCGGACACAGCGGGUGGAUGCCUUGUUGGCCCAGGCCCUCGAGUCUUCGGGUGCCCGAGCUCGUGGGGGCGGUGGCGAGAAUCAGAGCACGGGCAUGCAGGUGCUGCUGCGACUGCGACCCAUGUUUGCCAAGUCGGCCAUCCCCGGCCUGCGCGUCAUCCUCGGCUUGUCUCACCCGAUGCGACGGCUCGCCUGGACGGCAGCCCUGGCGGCGCUAGUGUGCAUAGGUCUCAACGACCUGUACAUCGUGUUCAGAGAGUAUUUCGAGUAUGCCGACACGGUCGACGUCAAGUGGGCAAGAUCGCCGGAAGGAAUGGCGCUGCCAGCCGUUACAUUCUGCAACUUGAAUCAGGUGCGGAAGAACGUCUUCUGUGGAGAUAUAGAGCUCAACCGAAGCACCGCUACCGAAUGGCAGCAGAGAAUUUGCGGGGGCAAUUCGAUACUGCCCAUUUGGUUGCGCGAGAACGACGCCGCGCGGCGCGAUGAGUUCCACAAGUGGAUCACCGAACUGCAACGGCGAAACGAGACCACGGCCAAGUUCCUGGGUCACCAGUGGGAAGACAUGGUGCAAAUCUGCCUCGUCAAUGGGAAAGACUGCAAAACCCCCGAGCAUCUCCAAGUGAAUGUUUACGGUCGCUACGGCAACUGCUUUUGUCUGGGCUGCAAUCUCAGUGCAGAAAGAGAGAAGAUACAGACGGCCUACAGCCCUAACCAAGGAGUCCGCCUGCUACUGGACCUGGAGAUCCACCAAUACAUGUCUCACUCGACAGAAGCGGGCUUCGUCGUCAACGUCCACCAGCCAGGAGUGCAGGUGGAUUUUCGCGACAGCAUCUUUCUGCUGCCUCGUCGAACGACGAUGAUCAGCGUUAUGCAGUCUACUUACUUUCGGCUGGAGCCGCCGUACAGGAACCCAUGCCAGCGGGAUUUCCCAGAGAAAUACCGCGAUCACAUUUCUCCGGAUCGAGUGUAUACAAGGAAGGCCUGCAGGCACAUUUGUGCCCAACUGCACGUCAUCGCCGCCUGCGGAUGCCAGUCGCAUGAUUACGACACAGUCGACAGGUCUCUGGCCGAAAUAUGCAACGAAGACGACGAGGAACUCAAUAACUGCAUUGCAGAAGUGGCUGAGAAGAUCGAUGGAGGGCAAGUUGACUGUCCGUGUUUAGAAAGCUGCACGGUGGUGGAGUACUCGUGGCAAGCAUCCUCUCUGAAGUGGACAAAAAAAAUUCUGGAUGAACAAGCCGGGUAUGAACGCAACGGAAGAAGUUCCAAAGAACUGACGGAAGUCGUCGUCUACUUGGCGAGUGCACAAGGAUACCGCAGAAGAAAUGACCCCAAAGUGACGGUCCCCCGUCUUGUCAGCAGCAUGGGAAGCAUCAUGGGGAUGUACGUGGGCAUGUCCUUCCUGUUGAUUUUCAAUGUGUUCGACAUCAUCGCUCGAGCCUUAAUUGCCUCCUACAGGCAAUUCCAGAGAGUGCAAGAAUGCCGUGCAACCCUUCAAGGUAUACCUUGGAACCCACAUCACCACCUGCCAGGCUACAAGUUCUUCUCGAAUUGGCGUGGCCUUGCACCUUACCUGAAUAAAGCUGCUGGCCAUCAUUAGAGAUGUGAAUUGUUGAAAAAAAAAACUACAUAUUGUCGCAAAGGUAUUUUCAUGGCUUUUCUUUCCCCAAGCACCUGAACAAUUGGGCAAAAUUUAUAGCCUCCCAAAUUAACACAAAAUGUAAAUAAAAUUAUGUGCAGAAAGAGGACCAAGAGAUGAAACAAACCGUGCUACUGAACUGACCCUCGCUCGAACGAAAGAGGGCACCUGCGCCACAUAGCUUGAGUGUGAAAGCUCCAAAGUGCACGCUGCCAUUUUAUUGUGCCAUUUUCUUGUGCACGUGUUGACUGUGGCAGAUCUGCUUACCUAAUCUUAUUUCUUGUCAUGUGAAUAAUAUAUUGAGGAUGUUCAUAUUUUUUACCUUUAUUAGCGUACAGAAUAUCCCCACUACAAAUAAUUGUAGUGGACAGUGUGAAACAUAGUUAAAAACUAUUGAAUUAAGAUAUUGAGUCAAAAAUAGUGAAAGAAAUUUAAAAAAUACUUUUUCAGGCCAUUCAAAAUUUUUUAAAAUUUCGCAUCUAUACCGUUAUUGGACACUUGACUUCUGCACAAGAACAAGGCAGACUGUGCACAGUGGUGAAUACAGUGAGUUGUUGCAAGCCUCAUAAAAACGGAACAAGUGCAACAUGAAGCACGUUGCUGGAGGGACAAUAGAAUGGUGCAUGUGCCAUUUUAAUUUUGCACAGUGUUCAGCUAAAACAAAAAACCUAACCACAUAUAGCCCUGUCUCUCGGCUUCGUAGCGCAGACAUGCUGCUUGCUUGGAGACCAGUCUUUCUCCUUCAAAUUGGAAGCAGUAAAAAAACACUUUAGAAAGCUUGCUCCAGAAGAACAGCCUUACAACAGCUGCUGAUGUAUCACAAGCACUGAAUACACACAAAAAAAAUAUUUUUAAUAUGAUCGAACUAAGACAAUUAAACUGUAUUAGUAAAGUACAAUUUCACAAGAGCAUAUUGGAUGCUGUUACUGAGAGGAAGCUGGGCAAACCAAAUUGCAGAAACGAGAUGGAUGUUUAAGUCACCCGGGGUUCCCACGCCAGCUCGACACAACAUUGUGGAUUUUGUCAACAUCUGCCUAAGGCUAGGUAAUACCACCUAAGACCUCAUACACAACACUUGAAAGAAACUAUGCUUAACCUAGCAAGUUUCUAAAGCUUUUCCUAUGAACAAAACCCAAAAUAAUUCUUCUGAUAUAUUCUGCUAUUUUGUUGCAUGCUUUUCCUCACGUUUCUUUAAAGCUGUUCAGUGCUUUACGUCCAUAAAUAAUUAAUUUCACUGCAUAAGAUAAUUUCCUUGACAACUGAGUAUGCAUGUCACUAAAUUAAAUGCGGGUUUGUAUUUAGCACUUGUUUAAUUUUUAAUACUCUAAACAAUUAUUUUUAUCAAUUGCAAUGGCAUGAAAUAUGUUGAUAAAUAUAGAUAAUAGAGCGAAAUCUUUCCCUCUUGCACACCCAAUUGGAGCAAGCACACCUAAGCUCAACCCUCGUUGUUAACUGUUGGCGCACCACUAAGUUUGACGACGGUGCAGCCCAUGAUCAAGCCAUGACAAGAAGAUACGACUGCUGGCGACCGUGUGAUAAGAACAGGCCAACUAUUAUCGCAGUUGUUCUUUCAUUCUUUCUGCCAGCUCUCGCAGUCCGUGGCAAAGAUAGCUGCCCCUGCAAAUUCUGGCCUAUAGGCUAAAUGAAAACUAUUGCCACACAACGAACUUGAAAUUAAAAAGUUUCAGAAAUGUUAUAGGUACCCACAUCAUUCACAGGAUUCGUACAGAUCAUUCAACUGAAAAUUCAAGGACACUUAAAGGAUUUUAAGGGUGCUAAAGGCAAAAAUUCAAGGCAAGGGAAACAUACAAAAAAUGGCUGUGGCUUAGCUAAGGUUAAGCCCAGGAUGCGAAGCAUACUAGCCUUUAUUUUAGUUGUUGAACCACUGUUUAGCCUGGUGAACUGCUGUUGCUUGGCUAUAUUUGGUUCGGCUAGACGAAGAAACAACUCAUGCAGGCGAGCGCACGAGCUGAGACCUGGCUAUGUAGCUACGCGGCCGCAAGCGAGCGCACGAGUUGAGCCUCCACUUUUGCAGCUGUUAUGACGUCAUAUGGUAGCUACGCGGCAGCACGCGGCGCAGCAAGGAAGAGCGUGGUUGUGCGGCUAGUAUGCUUCGCAUAAAAAUAGAUUCGCCUUCCUAGCAGCAACUUUUUGCAGCUAAGCAGCUGCUGAAUUGGAUAUGUGCUUCAACCUUUUCUGGUGGCUCUUCAAUGUUGACUGUGAAACUUACUUUCCAACAUGCAUUUCUAGAACCUGAGGCUUUAACAUAAAGCCAUGACGGCUGUGGCGUGAACCACCUAGCAAAGCAACAAAUACUAGGGGUGCGGGUUUGAGAACAAGUCCGCCGUCGAUGGCUGUGGACACACCACAUUGCAUUGCUUAGGACCUCUAAAGAUUGACUCGCCAUCCUGACCCUGCAAAAGUGGAUGUCCAGCGAAGCUAUUAGAAAACCACUCAAAUGCCAUCGAUGGAUAUGAAAUGUUUGUUUUGUUCUCCCUACUCUUAGCACGACACCGUUGUCGAGCUUUACGAUUUUGCUUCAACACUCAUCAUAUUCACGUUGCCCUUAAGGAGUCCUUGCAUGGUCUACCCACAGCGGUCUUGGAAUCAACUGAAUUAGUUGCUAGGCAGGUCUCCCUUUUAUACAUAUAUGAAGUUUGGC